CUCCGCUCCGCCCCAGCGGCCGCACAGCCCCGCACAGCCCCGGCGGCUCCGGGCGCUGCAGCCGCCGGGGCCGCGCCGAGCUCCGGGACGCCCACAGGACAAUGCGCACCGGGGGAAGGCCCACGCUGAGGAGGGGGACGGAUGGAAGGACAGGCGGGGUGUGAGAAGGAUGGCAAGCCUCGUCCCAUGACGACCUCCCGCACCAUGUUUUACGGAUCCUCCUCCACCAUGGCUCCGCCGUCCAAGAACCGCCUGAAGCGCCAGAGCCGCCUCCUGUCCCAGGUCCUGCAGCGCACGCUGAGCUACAAGGACCGGAGCCCGACCUCAGCUUCCCCCGCCGCCGCCGGGGACGACCCGGCCGAGCUCUCCACCCAGCUCUCCGCCCCGGGCAUCCUGAAGAUUUUUGGGGGCAACAUCUGCGCGGGCACCAACUACAAGAGCGUGCUGGCCACGGGCAGCUCGGGCGCACGGGAGCUGGUGAAGGAGGCCCUGGAGCGCUAUGGGCUGAGCCAGCUGGGCGCCGGGCACUAUGCGCUGUGCGAUGUCAUCGGCAGGUUCGAGGGCCCCGAGAAGCGGUGGCACAUCGAGGGGCUCAGGGUCCUGGGGGACCACGAGAAGCCGCUGCUCAUCCAGGACCUCUGGAAGCCCAGGGAGGGCUUCUCGCGGCGGCUGGAGCUGCGCAGGAGGGCGGAGGUGGAGGAGAUGGCGGCCAGGGAUGUGGACACCACCACAGCAGGCAUCAACGCCCAAGCGCGGAAACUGCAGCGGCACCGGGCCAGGGGGGCCAUGCGGGUGCUGGCGGGGGCUAAGCGGCUCAGCACCCCCCCAGCCCUGCGACGCAGCCUCAGCGAGAGCAGCCUGGGCCGAUCGGCGUCGCGGGACGAGGAGCAGCUCCGCAGGCAUUGCUCCACUUUGCCCGACAGCCUGCGGGCUCCGGCCAGCCCGCGGGGGCCCGCGGCGGAGGAGCGGAGCGGGAGCAGCAUGCGGUACUCCCUCUACCAGUCCCCGCACCUCCUGCUCCUGCAGGGCUACAGCCAGCAGCAUGACAGCCUGGUGUACCUGCUGAACCGCGAGCAGCACACGGUGGGCCAGAGGACGCAGGCGAGCAAGCCCAGCAUCAGCCUGUCUGCCCCGGACAUCCUGCCCCUGCACUGCACCAUCAGGAAGCUCCGAGCAUCCCGGCACCGCUCCGAGGAGCAGCUGGUGCUGGAGCCCAGCGCCGGCGCCGGCGUCUCCAUCAACUUCUGCCAGGUGGCCCGGACGGCCGUGCUGCGGCACGGGGACCUGCUGUCCCUCGGCCUCUACUACCUGCUCCUCUACAAGGACCCCAUGAAGGCUCAGCCUCUGCCGGCGCAGACCCUGCUGCGGCUGCGGGCGCUGCACCCCGAGGGCCCCCAGGUCUGCGGGGCGUGCGGCAGCCUGCUGAAGGAACGGGGUUUUUCGGGGGCUCCUGCCAAAAAACGGGGCCCUUCGCCCACCGGCGGCCCCAGGGCUCCCCGCAGAAAGCUGCUGCUGGAGUUCGAGCCAGCGGCAGAGGACGUGCUGCUGCGGCGCAUCGUGACCCUGAUCGAGCCGGGGGGGGAUGACCACAAGCUGACCCCUGCCUUCCUGCUCUGCCUCUGCAUCCAGCACUCGGCCACCAGCUUCGAGCCCGGAGACUUCGGGCAGCUGCUGCUCAAAGCGGCCAAAAUGAUCCAAAGGACGGUGUGGGAGCGGACGCGGGAGCUGGCUGAGAAGCAGUCCCAGCACCAGGACCCCGCCACCCUGUCCCGCUUCGGCAUCGCGGACCUGCUGCCGGACCUGCAGCACAUCCUCUUCUGGAUGUCCAACGCCAUCGAGGUCCUCUACUUCGUCCAGCAGAAGUCACCCACCUACAUCCAGAGCAUGGAGGAGGAGCUGGACGUCAAAGGCUCCAAGGAGUCUCUGUUCUCUUCGACCAUCACAGCCAGCGAGGAGGCGAUGACGGUGCUGGAGGAGGUGAUCAUGUACACCUUCCAGCAGUGCGUCUACUACAUCUCCAAGUGUCUGUACGUGUCGCUGCCGGCCCUGCUGGAGUGCGACCCCUUCCAGAACGAGGGCCGGGAGGGCUGGCGGGCGUCCCCGCCGCUGCCCGAGGAGCUGCGCAGGGUGGUGCUGACCUACCAGGCCGUGCUGGACCUGCUGCGCCAGUACGAAGUGCACCCCGAGAUCACCUCCCAGAUGUUUGCCUACCUCUUCUUCUUCUCCAACACGCUGCUCUUCAACCAGCUCCUGGACAAGGGCUCCUCUCUCGGCUGCUUCCACUGGUCGCAGGGGGUGAAGCUGCGAGCCAGCGUGCGGCUGCUCCUCGAGUGGCUGCGCGGCGCCGGCUUCGAGCAGCUGGCCCAGCAGUUCUUCGCCAAGCUGGCCAGCGUGGCCAACCUGCUGGCCAUGCCCGGCUCCCAGCUGCUGCAGAUGAGCUGGCCGGCCCUGCGAGCCGAGUUCCCGGCGCUGAGCCCCGCGCAGCUCCACCGGGUGCUGAGCCAGUGCCAGGCGGUGAUGGACGUGGGCUUUGUUGCGGCGUGGCAGCCCGGUGAGGAGGAGAGCACGGCCGCCUUCCAGCACGAGGGGAUGCUGGAGUCCUUUGACAACCACCCGCCCAUCAUCCUGCCCAGCGGGGGCUUCAAGGUGGACCUGGAGGUGGAGACAUUGGACGACAACAUCUACCGGCACCUCCUCUACAUCCGCCACUUCCUCUGGAGCCUGCAGAGCAAGAGCCCCCACGGCGGGGAAGGGCCAGGCUCAGCACCCCCAAAGAAAGAGCCACGCGCGACACCAGAAGUCCUGGAGGAGAACACGAGCCUGGUGGCAGCCCCGGGGAGCAGCACGGUCACCCCGGGGGGCUGCAGUGAGCCGGACGGGAGCCCCCCGCCUGCCCUGGCUGCCAACGGCUGCCCCCGGCAGCACCCCGCCGGCGAGCCACAGCUCCAGGAGAAGCUCCAGCAGCUGCAGCUGGGCAGGGGCCCACCCCCCCCGGCCCCCUCCUGCCUCCUGACGCCCCCCACCACCCCCCUGAACUUUGACUUCGCCAGCCCGGAGUCCCCGCAGGGCACUGGCAAGGCUCUGCAGGACCCGCGGAGGAAUGGGAUGAACGGCACCAAAAGCAGCACCCCCGAAGGCUGCUCGCCGACCCCCUACGACUACCCCACGCCGGAAUCCUCCAGCCGCAGCUCUGCCACCGAUGAUUUCUGCUACGUCUUCGUGGUGGAGCUGGAGAGAGGGCCCCUGGGGCUGGGGAUGGGGCUGAUCGACGGCUUGCACACGCCUCUCACCUCUCCCGGCAUCUACAUCCGCACCCUGAUCGAGGACAGCCCCGCGGCCGCCGACGGCAGGCUCUCCAUCGGGGACCGCAUCCUGGCUGUCAACGGCACCAGCCUCAUCGGGGCGGACUACCAGAGUGCAGUGGACCUCAUCCGCUCCGGAGGGAAGAAGCUGCGGUUUCUGGUCGCCAAGUCAGACAUGGAAAUAACAAAAAAAAUCGUCUCCAGCUCCUCUUCCUCUUAGUUCUGGUGGUACAAGGGGCUGUCUGCAGCAGCUCGUGGGUGCAGCUCCAGUUAAGGCUGACCUCGUGGAGCCUGGAGUGCACGAGGGAGGACUAGGACUCCACAGCUGCCCUCGAUUUGCUUUUCAAUGCCUUGCCCUGCACUGCAGCGGAUGGAAGGACACACGAGGGUGGUGCACGCUUCUCCCCACUGCACCAGCUGGGAGCAGCAUUCCUGAUCCAUCGCCCAAGCCUCACCUUAGAGCCUGCACCAUCCUUCUCGGGAGCUUUCCUGCUCCUCCAUCUGCCGGCAGAGAGCAGGAGGGGUGCUGCCCCCACGGAGGCUGUAAGCAGGUUCCUCUGUUCCUCCAGGCUGACAGCCCUGCAUGGUUCUCCUCGCUCUGGCACAAGCAUUCAGGAAGGCAUUUCAGUUCUCCUGUUACUUUUUCACAUUGGCAGGGCAGGCCUGAAACAGCUUUGGGAUUUAAAGAUUACGUAGCCAGGCCCAGGUUUCACUGCGACAACAGCAGGUCAGGCUGGAAAAUGGGCAGAGCCAGCGCAGGCAGCCAGCUCUGGGGUGGUAAACGCAGCACAGCAAUCAGGAGCGGGAUCCCAAGCAGGAUGCCUUGCUAGGAGUCCCCAGGGCUGUGCCCGAAGCCAGGUGCCUUUUGCUGCUGGGCUACAAUCACACUGCCCCCAGCCCGGCAGAGGGAUGGGAAGCAGCUUCAGCAAAGGGCUGACACCACCAGCAGUUCCCCGAGUUCUGGGGGCAGGCCCGGGGAGAAGAGGGUGCUCUCAUCCUGCCCCACGCAGCAGAUUUACUGCCCGGCUCUGCCACCCCGUUUCCUACCCAGCUCAGAGCAUCUCAGAAGUGCGUGCUGCGGCCAGGCCGACAGGCUCCCCGCGGGAGGUCAGGAUCCCCUCGGGAGGUCAAGAUCCCCUCCAAGUCCCAGCAGCAGUUCUGCAAACACGGCCUCAGCAGAGCCGAGCUGGCAGCUCCACCGUGCGGCUGCCCGGUCCCCUGCACACGCAGCCUCCUGCCCGCCAAGUCCUGUGCGUGCUUUUAGCGACAUUAAGGGGAUAAACCCGACCUGAUUUCCACAUAUAGAUAGAUAGCGAGACCUAGUUUAGCUGAACCCUAUUAAAACAGCCUGCCAUAAAGCCCUACAUCACACCCUGCACUUAAACCUGCAUGGUCUGGGCUCUGGCAGCAAAUCAGAUAUUAACGUGGCAUCUCACAACGGCUCUCUGAGGAUUGUGAUGCUAAAAAGGGGAUGCUUCGAGUGGUUGGCCUUAAUUAAACCUCAGAUAUUUCAAUGCUAGACUUUGGUUUCUGUGCUUAGCCUCGCGCUUUGCAGGAGAGAGAUGUCAAAAUAAUCCAUGCAGGGGAAAAAACCUCCACACACCGGAUUCGAACAGAGCCUGGCCUGCCUCUUCGAGGGCGAGAUGGACGAAGCACCUUCACAGAGACACUCGUGCCUUGCUUCCCUGCUAGGCUGUGCUCGUGCCACCCAGCUUGGCUCCAGCAGGCACC
Oxyura jamaicensis (ruddy duck) is the source of this 5033-nucleotide messenger RNA. RefSeq names its product Rap associating with DIL domain (gene RADIL). The record is from RefSeq and is a predicted model, not a curated record. NCBI's taxonomy places the organism in Eukaryota, Metazoa, Chordata, Aves, Anseriformes, Anatidae. Gene Ontology annotation, molecular function: GTPase binding. Gene Ontology annotation, cellular component: microtubule. Gene Ontology annotation, biological process: substrate adhesion-dependent cell spreading; neural crest cell migration; signal transduction.